Messenger RNA from Triticum aestivum (bread wheat), 1231 nucleotides. RefSeq lists its product as uncharacterized. Lineage: Eukaryota; Viridiplantae; Streptophyta; Magnoliopsida; Poales; Poaceae. Gene Ontology annotation, cellular component: mitochondrial matrix. The record is from RefSeq and is a predicted model, not a curated record. The transcript has 3 exons. Bases 69 to 953 code for a protein of 294 amino acids.
UACCCCUACUCCCCUUCGCUAAACAAACCCGUAGAAAAAAGAACUCUUUCCUGCUGUCGCUUCGCAUCAUGGCCCUCCUCGCCGCCCGCCGCGCCGCCGUGCUUGCCCGCCCCACCGCCGCCGCGGCACUUCUCCGCCACGCGCCUGCCGGGGCGCGGUUCUCGUCGUUGGCGGACUGCAGAGCCUUGGUUCGAGGCCUCCGCGACAUCUCCGAAUACCUCCGCGCCGAGAAGGAACACUCUUCCGCCCCCUCCGCCGCCGCGCUCCGCGCCAAGUCCGAUUCCCUCCGCGCCGCCACCCACGACGGAGAGAUCGUCGGCGUCCUCAACUCCGUGAUCCAGUCCCACCACCGCGACCUGAUUAGGGGGAUUCCGAAGGACUUCCCUUUCGAAAUCAGCAAAACGGAUGGGAUUCCCGACAUUACUCUUACAAGAAGUUUGAAGGGCGAGCAGAUUGAGGUCUUGGUUUCCAUGCACCAGGAUGAGGAGUGCAACGUUGGCCUGCAGGAAGACUCAAAUCAGGAAGGCAAAGCCGAGACCUCCCCAGAAGAAUACAGCAUUCCUGUCAGGGUCAUUGUAUCCAAGGCCGACGGCUCAAGCCUAGAAUUCACCUGCACAGCUAACCCUGAUAAUAUCGUCAUCGAGACCUUGUCCAUGAGGCAGAAGAAGUCAACAGGGGCAGAGGAAGCAGACGAUGUGGUUGCGUCGGAGGGCACGGAAAAUGAUCUAGCUGUAUAUGAUGAGGGUCCUCAUUUCCAUGAGCUGGACAAGAGCCUGCAGGAGGCAUUCCAUAAGUAUCUGGAGGUGCGUGGAGUCACACCCAUGACGGCGAAGUUGUUGCGCGGGCACAUGAUGAGCGAGGACAGCCACCUUUCGCCAAAAGAGAAGAGUGACGUCAGGCGCAGGCGUCUCGUCUGGCUGUUGAAGCUGUGGGAUUUCGUCAAGAAAGAUUAACACUAUGUAUGUCUUGAUCCAUCCUGUGCAUUGGAUCAGAGGCAUUGUUUUCUUCGGCUGUUCUGUUUCCUCGGAGCUGUGACACUCAUCCUCUAGACUAGCUAGGAUCCUUUUUUGUAAUUGUGUAGGUUGAGAAAAAAAUAAUGCCUUAUUUUUUAGAGUAAAACUUGUCGCGCAAGUUCAGCUUCAUAUACAUCAACUUUUUAACGAUACAUUGUUUAAGUGGGCGUUAAGUAGGAUAAAAUGGUCUCAUAAAUUUGUUUCGGCGGGAUUUUGUA